CAUCAGGUAGUGAGCAUGGAGAAGAUGGAGGACACCAGUCUGCUGCCCAGCCCCAUCCUCAUCAGCAUCAGGAGCAAGAUGGUCUUCCAGUUCAUCGAGCUCAAGGAUAGAGAGACCUUGGUGGAGACCCUGCUUGAGAGACUGAAGCAGGUCCACGCCAACCAUCCUGUGCACUAUGACACCUCAACCAAUGACAAGGACAUGGCUGGACACACAUCACCUGUUUUGUACUUGACAAGCAGGUGCAGUGACCACAAGUUUGGGGAUCUUGAAAUGGUGUCUUGUCACAGCAGCAAGGAGCGUGAAGACAAGAGCCCACCUCUGCACCCCGGACACCUGACUGUGGUCCUCCAGCCUUUGUGCAGCCAGAACCCUGACUCCCACCUGGUUGUUGAAGCUACUCCUUCCCUGGUGUGCCAUGGACACUAAAGGCUGGGCAAUGACCAUGGAGGGUGUGGCACCUGAGCACCAGCUCCUCCACCUGGGUGGAGAGGUGGCCGUGGAUCUUGGGCUGCAAGGGCUCUAUUGAGGACUCAGACAGCAGAGGGGGAGCCGGCCUUUCCCCUGUCCGUUAGUGGCUCUCGUGUCAUUCCUGCUGUGUGACUUGGGCAGUGGGUGAUGCCGGCCCUGUGGGUUUUCAGGUGUCAACCAAGUGUUCCUCCCACUGGCCGGUGGCAUCUGUGAGCAUCUCAGUGUCAAUUUCCCGCGUGUGUGUCCUGGGACAAAGGGCUGCCUGUCCUCUAAUUUUAAGAACUAAAAAUAUUUUUGCUACAUUCAUACUUUUUCUUUAUAUGGAAAAUUUGAGGUGAAUAGACUCCAAUUUCGUAAGUAGACUCUAUGUGGCAGUGAAGAGACUAGUUUUGACCUUGUCACUCCCUUGGGGACCAGGUGUGGCUGCAGACCUUAUUACCCCACACUCCUUCUAAGUUACUGCAGCUCCUGCAGCAUCAGUUGUUACUUUUAGUGAUCCAGACUGAACCUUUCUUUUCAGAUGUGAUGCAUGCACACACACACA
This is a messenger RNA of Sciurus carolinensis (gray squirrel), 1015 nucleotides long. Its product is annotated as TBC1 domain family member 8-like. NCBI's taxonomy places the organism in Eukaryota, Metazoa, Chordata, Mammalia, Rodentia, Sciuridae. Bases 16 to 429 code for a protein of 137 amino acids. The record is from RefSeq and is a predicted model, not a curated record. The transcript is spliced from 2 exons.